AGCGGCAAAGGCUGAGAUCAAGGGUAAGGCCACGUAAAUAUCAUCCUGAAUGUCGCAACCACCACCAAUUCCACCUCUUCCAACGGACUACGGUGCACCUCGACCACCACUACCACCACCUAUACCACCACUUCCAAUAGAAUAUCUAAGAGAACAAUCCAAAUCACCUUUACCUGCUCCUCGUGCUCAUCGAGUUGAUCUAGAUCUACCAUACAACAUGGCUAGAUCCUUGGAUAAUGCUGUUUAUCCCCCUCAUCAACGUAACCCAAACCCAGGUUUCAUCCUACCACUUCCUACUGCCGUUCCUCUCCCUGUUUCACCACGUCCACACCACUCUCCUUCAAUGCCACCACCUCAACCUCACUACCCACGACACUCUCCUCCUGCACGUGCUCAAAGUCAGAGCGCCGUUCCCAGUCUCACAGCCCCUAUUCCAACCGUACAGUCUCUCUCCAUCGCACUUCCCACAAUACAACAGCCCGCUCACGAUCCUGCACUCAAACUCGCUUGGGCCCGUGACGUUCUUGUCCUCGUAGAUCGUACUCAAAAUCCUACCGCAACUGACAUCCCAGCGGUCCCUCUCAUACAGCACCUUGCAAACAUAAAUCAACAACCACUUCCUCUAUUCGCAGCUGAAGCAAUAUACCUCCGUGCCACCCUAGAAUCAAGCGGUGCUUACCCGGAUCGCAUCCCACACAAUCCCCGUCAGGCAUUCCGCGAUUUCGAAGCGGCUGCACGUGCAGGUUACGCUGCUGCAUGGUUCCGUCUCGGUCGCGAUUACGAAAACUUUAACGAUGCAGUCCAUGCCAAAGACUGUUUUGAACGAGGCGCAAAGUUGGGCGUCGAAAGCUGUGUUUAUCGCAUGGGUAUGGCCAAUCUAUUGGGUCAAUUAGGGUUUCCUCCAAAUCCGGCUGCUGCCCUCCCCUUUUUGCAGCGCGCAGCUACACUCGCCAGUACUACUACCCCUCAACCCGCCUAUGUCUUUGCCCUCCUUCUCCUCGGCGAAUUCUCCGCUGCUUCAUUGCCUGCCUCUCUCCUACCUCAACCGCACAUCGCUCAAUCAGAGGCCCGCCGCCACCUCGAGCGUGCAGCCUACCUUGGUUUCGCACCCGCACAAUACAAGCUCGGUCACGCUUACGAAUUUGCAAGUCCACCUUUCCCCUUUGAUGCAUUGCUCAGCGUCCAGUAUUACUCUCUCGCUAGUCAGCAGGGCGAGGUCGAGGCAGAUAUGGCCCUCAGCAAGUGGUUCUUGUGCGGUGCGGAAGGUGCAUUCGACAAGGACGAAAGUCUUGCUUUCACCUUUGCAGAAAAAGCUGCCAGGCGCGGGUUACCAAGCGCUGAGUUUGCCAUGGGGUAUUAUAAAGAGGUCGGCGUGGGCGGUGAAAAGGAUAUCCAGGAAUCGAUGAAGUGGUACUCCAUCGCUGCUGAACAUGGAAACACAGAUGCUGUAGAACGUAUCGCAGCGCUUAACCAGGUCGUCCCUCAAGCCCUUUCACGACAAGAGCACGACACCAUCACCGAAGCCCAACUUGUCCGAAAGCGUACUCAAGCACGGGAACGAUCAAGUGGACAGCCACGCAUGAGCGCGGAAGAUGGAAGACAAGUCAUGGAAAUGGCGAGAAAGAGUUCAAUCGUGCGACAGCAAUCACCACCCCAGUCGCAUGCGCACAUGAUCUCGCUUGUUGAGAAUUCAUCGCCUUCUGCUGUACCCCAGCAACUACCUCCACAACAACAACAGCAACAGCAACAACAGCAACAGCAACCGCAGAGGCAGUUCGCGGGUCAACAUCGGUACACCCUUGUAGACCCUGGAUCUGGGGGUGCGCCGCCGUCGCGUCAACAGUCACCGUCACAACAGCCACAACCACAGCCAGCGUAUGCAAGAGCGGCUGGGAGACCGCCUGGCCAGAGGCAGGGAUCAGGGCCGCCUCAGGGGCAGUCACCACAGGCUCAGGCUCAGGUCAUACCGGGCGACAGAGCACCUACUCCUCAAGGGUCUACACGUCCCCCGGGUCCAAAACCCCCCACGACGUUUGCAGAGAUGGGAAUUCAAGGUGCAAAAUUAGAGGAGAAGGAAUGUGUCAUUAUGUAGGUGCUCCGUGUAUACCCUUUUUCGAACUCUUUUUUUGGCGACCAUGUUUCAGUUUGUGAGCUUUUUACGUAGGAUUACAUGGACGUAAUGGCUAGAUGUCAUGUUUUCGUUUAUACCUGGUGUAAUGCUAUCAUGGGCUUUAUUAUA
Messenger RNA from Suillus subalutaceus, 2239 nucleotides. Its product is annotated as HCP-like protein. Lineage: Eukaryota; Fungi; Basidiomycota; Agaricomycetes; Boletales; Suillaceae. The transcript is spliced from 5 exons. The record is from RefSeq and is a predicted model, not a curated record. Bases 50 to 2092 code for a protein of 680 amino acids. Gene Ontology annotation, molecular function: protein binding.